UCUAGCUCUCGAUCUACCGGCGCGCCUCCCAAGAUUGUCGUCAAGAAGGAGCCCGCCUCCCCCGGCAUGACCAACACGCGACCCCGGCCGCGAAGACUCGAUCUUUCAAAGAACACACUCAAAUCGAACCAGCCCGCCUCUGCGCGGCCGAUGACCGCCCGCGACGGCCUCGGUAUCCAGGAAGUCGGUAUUGCGUGUCUCUCUCCUGGCUUUGUCACCCAAGACCCCGUCAUGAAGGAGCAGCUCCAGCGAAGUAUGUCAGUUCGAGAGCAGCAGCGACACAUUAUCGAAGCGAGACUGCACCAACAGUCUGCCAAGGGUGACGGCUCCGACAAGGAUCCCGUCUCCCAGUUCUCCGCCAAGACGCCUGGCAUGUCGCGAAGAAACAAGGCCCCUCCAGGCCUCUCUAUUGUUGCUCCCUCUCACGAGCAGUUCGCCAACGAGCGAGUUAUCCAGUCGGCGCCUCUUGGCCACAGCUUCACUGGUCGACAGCAUCCUGCUCCUAUGACCCGACAUAUCGCCAACCAGCCCUCUAACCUGUCAAGCACCUCGCACAUCCACCACGUCCCUGCUAACCAGACCAACAACCGUCUGCCACCCAUCAGCGACGUCUUUGGCCAGGGCCUCUCAGCGCACCCCGACAAUGCUCCUCAGUCCCUCUACCCUAGCGGCCCCAGCUCCCGUGGACCUCUAACGUCUCCUGGACACCCUCCUCUUCCCCAGGCCCCGACCCCCGGCCGUAGCCGCGAGUACAGAUCUGCCGAGGAGGCUCAGCAAGACCUUGCCGGUGGCCGACCUGAACUUCUUCCCAAGCUGGUCCACUACGGCGGACACCAGCCCCCGACACCUCCCUCUCCCGCUCCUGGAAGCCGGCCUAUUGAGGCCUCACGAAGUGCCAGCAAGCGACGGACCCGAGCCGAAUAUGAGGACGGCAGCCCUCCCCUAGGCCACGGACCUGCUCCCACUCGCCGUGGACCCUUUGGUGCCGGACGCGACAGCCCCGAAACUCAGCGACAGAAGAAGGAGGAGUUUAUCCGAUUAUGUGAACGGGCUUGGGAUCUAUUCCACUCGUAA
This is a messenger RNA of Fusarium vanettenii 77-13-4, 1074 nucleotides long. RefSeq lists its product as uncharacterized. The record is from RefSeq and is a predicted model, not a curated record. The transcript has a single exon. The annotation marks the transcript as partial. Lineage: Eukaryota; Fungi; Ascomycota; Sordariomycetes; Hypocreales; Nectriaceae.